Racocetra persica is the source of this 423-nucleotide messenger RNA. The record is from the annotation of a GenBank genome assembly. NCBI's taxonomy places the organism in Eukaryota, Fungi, Glomeromycota, Glomeromycetes, Diversisporales, Gigasporaceae.
GAAGGAAACCAAAAAGAAACUUCUUGGAUAGUAGACAAAGAGGAAUUUACCGAGAAAAAUUUAGCCCAAAACUUCAUACUUAAUUCGGCUAUUACGGGGGAAAGGACUGAAAUGAUAAUGAUCAAAGUUCCUCUGACUGAUGAGAAGGCACGAGAGAUAAUUCGUAAAGCACGAGGCAUAGAUGUUACCGAAACUAUUUUUCGGGACAAAAAAAUUGCUGAGGAGUAUCAAGACCAUGAAUUUUGGUUCCGGAGUCCCACAAGCAGAAGAUGGAAUAAUCUCAUGUCAACUAACACUAACCAAUUACCGGCAAUUGAUGAAGAAUUGGCAGAUGACCUGCCUAAUGAGAUAGAGAUGGUGGACGAAGAAGAAGUAUCAGCAGAUUCUUAUGACUAUGUCGAUCCCAAGUUAUACCAAAGAUGA